Molecule: messenger RNA, 3749 nt
Organism: Seriola aureovittata
Lineage: Eukaryota; Metazoa; Chordata; Actinopteri; Carangiformes; Carangidae
Gene: ngef
Product: neuronal guanine nucleotide exchange factor
Exons: 15
Coding region: 123-2453 (776 amino acids)
Biological process (GO): activation of GTPase activity
Molecular function (GO): protein binding; guanyl-nucleotide exchange factor activity
Source: RefSeq, a predicted model, not a curated record
UUACUUUUCAUUCGUAGACAUGGAUUUGUUCCUGGAUUCUGGUUAAUUAUGACAGAUUUCUUUCUGCCAGUUUCCUCAAAGUCAAACAGAAAUUUCCUAACUCACAAAAUCACAGCAGUGCCAUGUCUGUGACUGCCCUGUUCAGGGGCAAGUGGGGGCAGAAGUCGCAGGAACCCCCAGAGAAGCAUCCGGUGGCCGUGGCUCACCCCAGCCACGAGGACGAGGAUGACGAGGAUGAGUCCAGAGUCGGUUUCAGCAGAGAGCCAAUCCGCAGGAACUCCCGCUUCUACCGGUCAAUGAGGAAGAAGAGGCCGGCCUCGUCUGAGCAGUCUGAAGGUUGUUCCAGGCCUGAUGUGGACCACAGUCCGUCCAGCAGAGCUCCUUUACCCCACAAAUCACCCAUGUUGCCCGGGGCGAGACGCCCUCAGCUUUCGCCACAGCUCCAUCAUUCCAGAACUGUGUUGCCAAGCAAUGGCGAGGCCAGCAGCAGACAUGCUCCGUGCAACAGGGAUGCUGUGGAUAAGAGAAGAGGAGGAGUGGGAGGAGGGAGUGUGUACACAUCCGCUGCCUCCAACAGCCAGCACAGAGAUUCUCCAGCUGACAUGAUCACUUACCGGACUCACGGCGUUCACAGCGGAGACAUAAAGAAGCUGUCCGAGCAAACGGCUGCAGCUUGCACGGUGCAGGAGGUCAGAGGGAUCGCCAUGAGCUCACAGCAGCCCAGUUCUGACGGAGCGGACCGGGAGAACGCCAACCUCAGGUUGCUGAGCAAUGGAGGAAGCUCCCAGACGAUCUGCCACAGCCUCAACAUCAUCAAAAACAUCGCCGUCCUGUACCAGGAAUACCGGGACACCUCCAAGCAGCAGGAGAUCGAGCAGCGGCGGCAGCGUGACAACCUCUCUCCCGGGGUCACGGCGGGGACCGUGGCGGCGGUGUCGGGCGUCACGUCCCCCCCAGCGUUACAGCUGCAGCUGAGGAACAGCGCUCGCUCACUGAGCCUGUGGCAGAACCUGGAGGCCGUGCAGGCCAGCGGGCUGCUCAGCAAGUUACCUCACAGAGAAAUCAUCAUGCAGGAGGCCAUGUUUGAGCUUGUGACCUCAGAAGCAUCCUACUACAAGAGUCUGGAAAUUUUAGAGACUCAUUUCCUACGUAACCCUGUUUUAAUCACCACCCUCAGCCAGUCCGACAUGCACUUCCUGUUCUCCAACAUCGAGGAGGUCAUGAAAGCCAGUGAGAGGUUCCUGAUGGAUCUCGAGCACCGGAUCGAGGAGUCUAUUGUGAUUUCUGACGUCUGUGACAUUGUUUACCACCACGCCAUCAAACACUUCAGCGUCUUCAUCAAAUACGUUAUUAACCAGGUGUACCAGGAGAAGAACUACAGACGCAUUUUAGAGGGAAACCAGGCGUUUCGGGAGGCCAUGGCCGUUCUGGAGAACCAUCCUCGUGUCAGGGGCCUGUCCUUCACCUCGUUCCUCAUCCUUCCUUUCCAGAGGAUCACAAGACUCAAGCUGCUCGUGCAGAACAUCCUGAAAAAAGCCGAAGAAAACUCCAAGAGCGAAGCAAAUGCUAUAAAAGCACAUCAGCAGCUGGAGCAGAUUGUGAAGGAGUGCAACGAGGGGGUGCGAAAAAUGAGUCGCACCGAGGAGCUGAUCAGCAUUGAGAAAACACUGGAGUUUAAAUCCAAGUCUGUGCCCAUCAUUUCCCACUCGCGCUGGUUGCUAAAGAAAGGUGAAGUGCAGCUAAUGUCUGGACCUAAGAGCACUAGGACCAUGCGGAGUCGUAAGCUCUACCAACCGGUCUACUUGUUCCUGUUCAACAAUCUGCUGCUGGUCACCAAGCGCAGCUCCAGUGGUGACAAGUUCCAAGUUCUGGACUCGUGCUCGCGGGCCAUGUUGAGGACCGAAGACCUCGAGGACCAGGGCCAGCUUCUGGCCAGUGUCUUUAAUCUGAAGCUGCUGGAGAACCAAGAGGAACGUGAAGUCAGCUACAUGCUCAAGGCCGCCAGUAUGAGUGACAAGCUGCGAUGGAUGUGUGCUCUCACUCCUAACCGGCGCACACGCUUUAUGUCGACCAGCGCCCACCAACCAGACUCUCCACAGGUGCAGUGUAUUCAGUCAUACUCAUCUCAGGAGCCAGAUGAACUCUCCAUUGAGAUGGCUGAUGUUUUGAACCUCCUAGAGAGGACAGAUGACGGCUGGAUGAUGGGUGAAAGGCUCCAUGAUGGUGAAAGGGGCUGGUUCCCCAGUCGAGUAGUAGAGGAGAUCCAGAGCAAGGAGAUCCGAGCUCAGAACCUAAGAGAGGCCUUUAGGAUCCAGCAAGCCCAGGAAGGUGGAGGAGGCUCGCAAAUUGGAGCCAGGGUUGGUUUAAGGGCCGGGAGACGCACCCCAAAGGUCUCCAGCUCCUCCAGUUAUUGGAUUGAUCAGAUGGGUGAGAGCAGUGAAGGAAAGCAGUGAAUCGGUAACAGUGAUGAAUGACCAUAUGCACUAAGAGAAAUAUAAUCAGGAUACAUGUGACUCGAGUCCCACACAGUGAUCCUUGUCUCUUUGAUUUUCAUUUAGCAGUGGAUGAUUUUACACAUCCACGGUUUUGGUCUAAGUGAUCAAAGUGCUUGUCAGUAACCUUGUACAAGCAAUGCUGCAUGUCUCAUUAAUGUGUAGUGAAGGUGUAUUGUAGGCCCGCACACUGUGGUGUGUGAUGCAUGGAGCACAGCUCUGUGUUUGGUUGGGAGCUUUGUGUGGGAAUGCCACGAACCCCACCAGUCUUAAGGUACUGUAAACACCCCUCAGCUGCAUGGGCAAGUUUUUAAUGUGUUCAUUUCAUUGUAAAAUACCUUUCAACACCAACACCUGCAACACAAACAUUCAAGUGUACGGUGGCCCUGAGAGCUCAAUGCACUGAAACUCAAGAAAGCACUUGUAAAUAGCCAAAACAAAAGCACAUGAGGAAAUGAUCAUCAGUUUGGUCACAUGUGCAGCAUCUAGAAAAAAUGCUGCAAUGUGAGGAAAUACAGUCGGAUAGAGAAAACACAACCAAUCACACACAAUGCAACAAAAUACAGACACACUGCAAGUCACACAACAGACAUUAGUUAAAACAAAACAACCAAAACUAAAACUCAUUGACUAAUGGAAAUGAAUUAGUUAGUUUUAGUAUUCUGAUUGCAUGAUUCAGAUAUUAUUUGCCAUUAUUUGGAUUCAUUAAUGUAGUUAGCACUAGCUAACAUUAAAUGUCUGCAAUAACAUCUGAACCAUGCAAUCAGAAACUUACAGAAUAAAAUAGUAUUGUAUGAAAAUCACCAAUGAUUAUUUAAAAGUCUGUGAACAUUCAAGUGUCGCUAAAUUUCCCUUUUGAGUAUGAAACACCUGAUUGCUUGCUGUAAGAGGAGGCUUAUAACAACCUCCUGUUAACGCAAGCUGAGCUACAGUGUUUAAUACUCAAAACAUAUAUUUUAUGUGGAAUAUCACUUUAAAAUUGUAAGUUCAAUUAAAGUGCAUACAUACACACACACACACACACACACACACUCAGGAUAAAUCCUGUAAUUGCAAUUCAAUGCCAAAUAACUGCAAUAUAUCGUAAAUGUAAUGAAUGUAUCAACAACAAUGGAUCAGCAUGAUUGUAAAGUCUGUGUCUUUAAAUACAGCAUGUGUACAGUAAUGCAAACAGUCGAUGUUUAAAGUAAUAAUUACUAAAUAAUUAUUUCAUUUUGUAAGAUGUAAAUUAUUGUUCAUAAAAAAGUAUUAAUCAGA